This is a messenger RNA of Penaeus indicus, 768 nucleotides long. RefSeq lists its product as uncharacterized. The transcript has 2 exons. The record is from RefSeq and is a predicted model, not a curated record. Lineage: Eukaryota; Metazoa; Arthropoda; Malacostraca; Decapoda; Penaeidae. Bases 1 to 768 code for a protein of 255 amino acids.
AUGCCGCAGUUGGCAGCGCGUGAGUCUCAUAACCCCAAGGUUUUGUGUGGAUUCCAUCGCAUGUUGGAAUCCCUAGGCAUGGUCAUGCUGAUCGCCGGGCAAAUCAUCCCCAACCUGUCAAGCAGUCAUCACCAACCUGCCAAUCAGUCAUCCCCAACCUGCCAAGCAGUCAUCCCCAACCUGCCAAUCAGUCAUCCCCAACCUGCCAAUCAGUCAUCCCCAACCUGCCAAUCAGUCAUCCCCAACCUGCCAAGCAGUCAUCACCAACCUGCCAAUCAGUCAUCACCAGCCUGUCAAGCAGUCAUCACCAACCUGCCAAUCAGUCAUCCCCAACCUGUUAAGCAGUCAUCACCAACCUGCCAAUCAGUCAUCCCCAACCUGUCAAGCAGUCAUCACCAACCUGCCAAUCAGUCACCCCCAACCUGCCAAUCAGUCAUCCCCAACCUGCCAAUCAGUCAUCCCCAACCUGUCAAGCAGUCAUCCCCAACCUGUCAAGCAGUCAUCCCCAACCUGUCAAGCAGUCAUCACCAACCUGCCAACUUGCCAUCACCCAUCAACCAACCUGUUAAACCUUUCAUGAGUCAUCACCUAACUGUCAACUUGUCACCACUCAUCACCAAAGUGCAUUUCCGACGACUAAUUAGCGCAUAUGCAAAUUUCCACCCGACAAGCAGUAGCCCAUCAGACGAGAAGCAAUCAAGCGCAAGCAAAAGCAGAUCGCAGAAGCAAGACGAACCAAGCAACAGCAAUCUGGCAAGCAAGUAUUAG